This is a messenger RNA of Talaromyces stipitatus ATCC 10500, 1683 nucleotides long. RefSeq lists its product as uncharacterized. Bases 1 to 1683 code for a protein of 560 amino acids. The transcript is spliced from 4 exons. The record is from RefSeq and is a predicted model, not a curated record. Gene Ontology annotation, biological process: protein phosphorylation. NCBI's taxonomy places the organism in Eukaryota, Fungi, Ascomycota, Eurotiomycetes, Eurotiales, Trichocomaceae. Gene Ontology annotation, molecular function: ATP binding; protein kinase activity.
AUGGGCAAAGCAAUGAGUGACAUAAUUGGAUUGAAGAAGCCAGAGAAGAAGAAAACCACCGAAAGUUCGAACAGACAGCAGGAUUCAUCGCCUAAAGAGCGCACUUCUAGGGCAACAAAACGGGUUCAAGUUUCCUCGGAAAAGAAUCAGGGAAAGAGUGAUGAUGCUGAAAAUGCACUACAGGUUCUAAAGGAACCUGAGUCAUCCCAUGAAGUGGAAGAUGAUGGACAACCGAUAUCAAAAUCUGAGAUGGACAAUAAUGCCGCAUCAAACGAAGACUCCGCUACUAGAAUAGCUGAGCUGGAGGAAGAGAUACGCUGUCUGCAGGGCCAACUCAAGUCCUAUGACGAGGGAUAUCGAUCCUUACAGCAACAGCUUCGAGACGCCCAGGAAGGAGCAUUCCGUGCUUUGAAGAAAGGAACUUGGAUGCCAAAGGAGGAUUACCGCGUGAGAGACGAAUUCGCCAAGCUAGAGGAGAAUAUAAGGAACUGGGCAAAAGCUUAUGCUCUCUCUGAUAUUUCCACCCUUCAAGCAAAGAUCACAGAGACGGAAAAGAAUUCCGUUCUUUCAAAAUUAGAUGGGUACUAUGAUGGAGACUGGGACAGACUCGUCUCCUGCACAAAGGCUCUGGUACAAAAGCGGCUGCCGAGGAUUCUUGUUCAAGCUUUGCUGGCCAAGGAUAUUUUCGAUAAUAUCUUUGAUAAUCCGUUUUUCUUUUUUAAUGAGGAGACCGAGAACAAGGAGAAAUUUCGUUCACCAUUCGGCACUCAACUUGUUGCACUUUAUAACGAAAUGGAAAAAGUGAAUGAAGCACAAGCGCAUGUUUGGCGCUCUGAUACCCUUCGACUUCUGAACGUCAAGACGCAAGAUGCCAGACAACGAAUAAGCAUAAAACGAGCAGAGGCUUUCUUUCAGGGUCCUGUACAAUCACUCUGUACGGAUUUGACAGACAGUGAGAAAACCAAAUGUAAAGAAGAACUGCAAGAAGUCUACAUCUGGGCUGCCGAUCUGUCCGCGUCCUUGUGGACACAGAGGACGUACAUGAGAAAUGACGGAUUGCGCCAGCUGGAUGAAUUCUCCAUCGAAUCACCGGAAAUGGUGGCUCAUCCUUUAUACCGUCUCGAUGACGAGGAUCACAGUAUGGAUAGUAAAGGGGUUGUACUCGUGGUGUAUCCGUUGGUCACGGCUUAUGGAAAUGAUGAUGGGGAUUUAUAUGAUCAGAAAACCAGUCCGGAUGACCUGUUAUGGAAAGAAGAGGAUCCUUCUACGAAAUACAUUUUGUCUCAUAAGUUUAAUCAAGCGGGCGCAGGUUGGAUUGGUUUCGAAAACUGUCAAGGCCUCCGCACGGUUUUUGUCAAAAUUGUUAAGACUACGGGUCGCCAAAAACUUCAAUUCCAUAAAACCGAUCAAAUCAACCUGGUCAACUUACAAGAAGUGUUUCAUUCAAAGAAUGUCACUUAUCUGAUUUAUGACUUUGAUCGCUGCGACCUACCGCUGUCUAUGAUCCACGCUAGUCCAAAUGUCCAAUUCACCGAAGCUGAUAUCGCCAUAGUCUGUCGCCUAGUCCUCACGGGUCUUCAGUAUAUCCAUGAAAAACUCAAGAUCAGCCAUGGAUCUAUAAAACUUUUAGACUUGGUGCUAAGUCAGUCAGGACAGGUCAAAAUCGGUAUGGUACCCAAUUGA